AGCGACGCCAAGCAAAAGCAAAAGUGAAAGCUAAAAGCUGCAAAGCCCAAACUGUAAACGACGCUACGUGUAAACACUCAAAAGCUCGUUAAGAGCAUACAUCCUGUCUCCUAGCCGUGUAUGCUUAUAUAUUGGUAACUGUAUGUGUGUGUGUGUGUGCUGUGUGUCACCAUGUACAAACGUCAGCAAUGUCGGCUGAGUAGCUUCAUCUUAACUCUACGUGGCCAUUGCCAUUGCCAUUGCAUAGUCGUCGCAUAGUCGCACUUCCGGUUUCCGUCUGCGCUCACUUGCCUCAUUUCCGCUGCGGCUGCAAUUAAGCGUACUGCUUCAUCCCCACCUUAACCUCGGCAACAACCAAAAUGCCACGCCAGACCAACUUUAAUGACGCGCUGGACUACAUCUAUGUGGCCAACAGCUUGAGCGACAAUGCCUAUUUGAUAGCCGACGCACAGCAGGAGCCGAACGAGGAGGAGGAGCAGCAGCAGCAGUUUGGCGGAGGCGGCGAUGAUAACAACAACAAUCAUUAUUACAACGAUGGCGUCGAUAGUGAGCUCCUAAGUGCUAAUGCGCACAUUGGGGUUGGCGGCAGCGCAGCCAAUACGACGCCAAGCACAGCAGCGGGCUCGUCCUUGGCCACAGCAGCGUUAGCGGCGGCUGCGGCAAGUGCUUCGGUGGCAGCAGCCGCAGCACGCAUAACCGCAAAGGCAGCGCAACGUGCGCUGGCCACUGGUGCGGCUGGCAGCAAAGCCAUUGAACUGAUCGACAGCAGCAGCAGCAGCAGCGCCAGCAACAGCAACAACUAUACGAAUGUGGCCGUUGGACUGGGCGUUAUGCUGCUGAACGAUACGCUGCUGCUGCAAAGCAGCAACGAUACGCUUGAGCUUGGCGGCGGCGGCGUCGACGGCUUUGGUGAGUUUGCAAAUGGCAGCGGUCAGCUGUUGAGUGGCAACGUCAGUGGUGCGGUCAAUGUAACGUCUAAAGUGACGGAGGAUGAUUUUACGGAACUGCUGCGCAUGGCGGUUACAUCCGUGCUGCUCGGCCUGAUGAUACUGGUCACCAUAAUUGGCAAUGUCUUUGUUAUAGCUGCCAUUAUCUUGGAGCGCAAUCUGCAGAACGUGGCCAACUAUCUGGUUGCCUCCUUAGCUGUCGCUGAUCUCUUUGUAGCCUGCCUGGUAAUGCCGCUGGGCGCUGUCUACGAGAUUAGCCAAGGCUGGAUACUUGGACCGGAGCUCUGCGACAUUUGGACAUCAUGCGAUGUGCUUUGCUGCACUGCGUCCAUUUUACAUUUGGUGGCCAUUGCGGUUGAUCGCUACUGGGCAGUAACCAACAUAGAUUACAUACACUCGCGCACCAGCAAUCGCGUCUUCAUGAUGAUCUUUUGCGUUUGGACGGCAGCGGUAAUUGUAUCGCUAGCGCCGCAGUUUGGCUGGAAGGAUCCGGAUUAUUUGCAGCGCAUAGAGCAGCAGAAGUGCAUGGUGUCCCAAGAUGUGUCCUAUCAGGUAUUUGCCACUUGUUGCACAUUCUAUGUGCCGCUGCUGGUGAUACUGGCGCUCUACUGGAAAAUCUAUCAGACGGCACGCAAACGCAUUCAUCGUCGCCGUCCGCGACCCAUUGACGUCACUGCCAACAACAAUCAGCCCACGGCAGCAGCCUCAACAGAUACAAAGCUACAGCGGCUGCGUCUACGUCUGGGCAGAUUCUCAGCGGGCAAGAACAAAACCGGCGCUGGCGCCGCUUUGGGUCUGGUCGAGGGUAACUCUACCAAUACCGUUAACACCGUCGAGGACACCGAGUUCAGCAGCUCCAAUGUGGACAGCAAAAGCAGAGCAGGCAUUGAGGCGGCAGCAGCAGCAAGCACGUCGGGCAGUCAGAUAGCAACUGUCUCGCACCUGGUGGCGCUGGCCAACCAACAGCACGCCAGCAGCAACAACAAGCAGCCAAAGCAGAUAGCAGCAGCAGCAGCAGCAACAACAAUCGCUGUCAAUGCAAAUGGCAAUGGAGUGGAGUGCCUGGCAGAGGAAGCAGAGCAACAGCAACAGCAGCAGCUUACAGAGCUGGAAGCUCAGGAUGGGGCAAUAACAACCGCAACCGCAACAACAGCAGCGGCAACAAAUGUUGCAACGAGCAAGCCCCAUGGCAAUGGUGGCGCCGCCGCUGCUGCUGCUGUGGAAGUGCUUGAGGAUCCGCAGCUGCAACAGCAGCUCGAACAAAUGCAGCAGCUACAAAAAACUGCCAAAUCCGUUGGCGAUGGUGGUGGUGGUGCCAGCACAUCCAAUGCCACCACAAUUACAUCGAUAUCAGCGCUGUCGCCACAAACGCCCACAUCGCCCGCGAUUGCCGCUGGUCCAAUGACAGCCAAGACCAGCACAUUGACAAGCUGCAACCAGGCGCAUCCGCUUUGCAGUUCGGCCAAUGCCUCUGCGCUGCCCACACCCGAGCCACGCACCAAGCAGCAGCAGCAGCAGCAACCACAGCAACAGCAACAACAACAGCAACAACUUUCGAGCAUUGCCAAUCCAAUGCAGAAAGUGAACAAGCGCAAGGAGACGCUUGAGGCUAAACGCGAACGCAAAGCGGCCAAAACGCUCGCAAUUAUCACGGGCGCUUUUGUUGUCUGCUGGCUUCCAUUCUUUGUCAUGGCACUAACGAUGCCACUCUGCGCCGCCUGCCAGAUCAGCGAUAGCGUCGCCUCACUAUUUCUCUGGCUGGGCUACUUCAACUCCACCCUCAAUCCGGUUAUCUAUACCAUCUUUAGUCCCGAGUUCCGGCAGGCCUUCAAGCGCAUACUCUUUGGCGGCCACCGACCAGUGCAUUAUCGCAGUGGGAAGCUCUAGAUAGUGCAUGCGAAGAGGCGAAGGCGUUUCUGCUAGGACGACGCAACGGACUUUGCCUCUUCGUUAGCAGCAAAAUAUACAUAAAACUAAUAAUAAAGCACACACACACAUACACAUGUAUACAUGUUUGUUGGAAAAUAGUCUACUUCAAUGCCAAGUGUAAAUAAUUGUUAGCUAAAUGUGUUUAAACUGAUUGAUAAUUUACUUAGUACUUAAGCUGUUGUUGUUUUUUUUUGGCAUCAACUCGAACUCAAAUAAAUCAUGAUAAUUAGCUCUAAUGUUAUAUAUAUAGUGUGUAAGCCUAACUUCCAUUUUGUAUGUGCAUGUUUCUCAAUUCACACACAUACACAUACAUAUAGUUAGUCAGUAUUAGUUAUUAUAGCAAACAAUGCAGAAUGCAAUUAUGUAUAUUUGCUUAAUAGAUAUUAAAGCUCUCAGCUGUUACUUCCUGCUUAACAAAUGUAUGGGGUAUGGGGAACCAAUGAUAUUUGGAAUCGUUAUAACUGAACCGAGCACUUACUAAGCCAGUUACUUAUAUUUAAACUUAAGAGUGUGUAAAAAUUGAAAGCUAUUGAAUUUAAG
Molecule: messenger RNA, 3416 nt
Organism: Drosophila busckii
Lineage: Eukaryota; Metazoa; Arthropoda; Insecta; Diptera; Drosophilidae
Gene: 5-HT1A
Product: 5-hydroxytryptamine receptor 2A
Exons: 10
Coding region: 360-2834 (824 amino acids)
Biological process (GO): adenylate cyclase-activating adrenergic receptor signaling pathway
Cellular component (GO): membrane
Molecular function (GO): G protein-coupled amine receptor activity
Source: RefSeq, a predicted model, not a curated record